Solanum verrucosum is the source of this 710-nucleotide messenger RNA. RefSeq lists its product as uncharacterized. The record is from RefSeq and is a predicted model, not a curated record. NCBI's taxonomy places the organism in Eukaryota, Viridiplantae, Streptophyta, Magnoliopsida, Solanales, Solanaceae. The transcript has a single exon. The coding region runs from base 35 to 571 and encodes 178 amino acids.
UAUCCGAUCAUCGAGAAGAACAAAAGAAUCAACAAUGAGUAUUCCAUUUCCAUCAUCGAUUGAUUUGAGUUCAAAAGAUGAAACGAUUAUCACAGUUCAACAACUGAAAAUGCAAUUUCUCGGCACCAGAAAAGGGGAUCUGGACACCAUAGAAUCCUAUGUGAAAAUUUUUAAAUCAAUAGCCGAUUCUCUAUCCGCUAACGACAAUCCUUUAUCAGAUUCAGAUUUGGUACUGCAACUUCUCGCCGGUUUGCCGUCAUCUCAAUACUCGCCUUACCAGAAAAGAAUCUCAUCGCAGUUGCCUCUACCUGAUUUUUCAGGUGCUUGUUCUUUGCUUUACAUGUACGAAUCAUUAUUGCAAGAGCAAAAUGUAAAUCAUACUUCGGAAGAUGAAAAUUAUAGUAUUAAAGAAAUGUUUGAUAAGAUUGUUGGUGUGUUUUAUACGGUAAGUAGUGUGGUUGCAACAGUAACGGAUAUAUUGAGUAUGUUUGGAAGAACAUCUACAAUGGCAAGUACUACAGGAAACAGAAAAAAUACAAAAAGACGUAAUCGAGGAAGGGGGAGGAGGUAGAAAUUUGUUUCGAGUUUUCGAAUCUAAGAAGAUAUUAGAAGAUGUAAUCUAAGUAUUGGGUUGCUCUGUUCAAGAGUUUUUUGUUGUUGUUGUUGUGAUUUUUCAUUUUAUGUAAAGUAAGAGUGGAGUGUUUUACUAA